Messenger RNA from Pygocentrus nattereri (red-bellied piranha), 2052 nucleotides. RefSeq names its product CMRF35-like molecule 8. The record is from RefSeq and is a predicted model, not a curated record. NCBI's taxonomy places the organism in Eukaryota, Metazoa, Chordata, Actinopteri, Characiformes, Serrasalmidae. The coding region runs from base 235 to 1593 and encodes 452 amino acids. The transcript has 8 exons.
CAGAUCUGGAGGCAGAGACACAUGAAAAACGAGUGUGACGCACCCUGAAAAUGAAGUCACUCUUAGAAGAAAGAAAGAAAACGACCAGACGUUUAACCAUAAUAGACGGAAAAGUUCAUCUGUGAAUCUGAAGGUCCUCCUCAUCUUCACCCUCUUCCUGAUCUCAGGACUGACCUUGGAAAACGGUGGACUGGAGUUUAUAUGAACAUCACUGAGACUGAAGUUUAGACCAGAAUGAAGAUUCUCCUCAUCUUCACCCUCCACCUGAUCUCAGGUGGAGCAGCUGGUACUGAUGUCAUCGGCUUCCUGGGAGGAAGAGUUACAAUCAACUUCAAACACAAUGUCUAUGACCCUGAAGUGAGACAGGUGUUUUUUUGCAAAGCUGCUGAGUGUGAAAUAAUAAUAUAUGAUCAGCGUAACAGAUGGAUUCUGAAAGACAGAUUUCAUCUCUAUGGUGACUUUCACCAAGCACUUACAGUGACCUUCAAACAGCUGAGCUCAGAAGAUGCUGGAACAUAUCAGUAUGGAGAGAAUAACCAGUUGAAGCAUCAGUUUAACCUCCAACUGAUCAGUGAUCUGUGUUGUUUGGGACCAAACACCAUGACUGGUUAUGUGGGAGAGACCAUCACCAUCAGCUUUUCAUAUCCAGAGCAGUUUGAGAGUCACACCAAGUACUUCUACAAACUUGAUGAUCUUCGUUUUAAUAUCAUGAUCGGCACCACAGAGACUCAGAAAGGCAGAUUCUACAUGUCUGAUAACAGAGAGUCUAAAGUUUUCAGUGUGAGGAUCAGUAACGUGACAGAAGAUGAUGGAGGAGUUUAUUACUGUGGAGUGUGGAAUGAAGGAGAGUCAGUCAGUUAUCAGUCCCUCUACACAGAGAUUCAGCUGCAGGUCACAGAAAAAUCCUCCCAAGAGAAUCCAGAAAGCCCAACAGAUAGUGAACAGACCGAUUCCACUAACACCAUCAUUGUGUGUGUCUGUGUGGCUCUGCUGCUGCUGCUAAUUGGAGGAUUAGCACUGAUGUUUUGCAGACGCAUGAAGGCAAAAGGCUCCACCUCUUCAUCAAACAAUAAAGAGAAAGGAAGCGAUUCAGAAAUGUCUCCUGCAGUGUGUGACUAUGAAGACAUUACGGAUAUCAGACCACAACCAGACUCUGAAUCUACUCCAGUUUAUGCCACUAUCCAACCACCUAAAGCUCCUUCUGGUCCGCUGAACUCUGUAUACGCCACUGUACAACAUCCCACAACCCCCUCUGGUCCCCCAAACUCUGUGUAUGCUACAGCACAGUUCCCCACAAACCCUUCUGAUUCUCCCAACACUGUUUAUGCAACUGUCCAAUCACCCACAAUGCCCUCUGAUCCACCAAGCACAGUAUAUGCCACAGCACAGUCCCCCAAAAUCCCCACAAACCCCUAUGAUCCUCCCAACACUGUGUAUGCAACUGCCCAACUACCCACAAUGCCCUCCAAUCAGUCCCCCAAAAUCCCCUCUGAUACAAUUUCUCAAAAUCCUUCUGAUAGUCCUACUGGCUCUAACUCAUCAUGUCAAUGGGAUGAAAAGCUAAAAGGUGCAAUAUAUGAAUUUAUAGCUUGAAGAUGUCAUCCAGCCUAUAGUGAAGAUGGAGUGAUCUCCAAUUGAUUGUUUAUGCUAAUAGGACCGACACCACCAAGUGCAUUAUAAAUAACUUUAAUAAUGUUUUUGCUUGAUCCAUUGAACUUUAGCCAUGUUACCUUGAACUGUAGCACAUACCUACCUCCUAAGAACAUUUCAGAGCUUCUAGGUCUCUCUCUACAGAUAAGUACUUUAUUUAAAGCUGAUAGUCAAAUUUGUAAGACAUUAUAGAUUUUUUUUUGUCUGUGAGGUUCAGACUUUGUCUGAACUUUCACUGCUUUUUAAUGUAACGCUGGUAAAAAGGCCAUCAUAUUCAUAUGGAAUUGCAUAUUUUUAUGUAAAUACUGCAAAAUGUAACAGACCUAAAGUGGUAAUUGCUUACAAAGUUUCAUUUUUACUGUUAAAAUUUGCUUUGUGACCAAUAAAGAAAUACAAAAGGCA